GGCACUCUGGUUCUUGUGCAUGUGAAGUUGGUGUCCCCAACACUGGACCACCUGGGGAACCAGGGUUAUUUGGACCUCCAGGUCAUACAGGCCCCAAAGGAAAGAAAGGUGAACCAACUAUCAGUCGAGGAUCAAAAAUGUCAGGAGACAAAGGUGAUCCUUGUCCCCAUUUGUCCACAGUUAUGGCAGGAGCCGCAGGCAAGGAUGGAAUACCAGGUUUACCAGGUCUGCCAGGCCUUCAGGGAGAUAGUGGACCUGGAUUCCCAGGUGAAAAGGGGUCAUGAGGACUUCCUGGUAAAAAGGGUCCUGAUAGUCCAACUGGUCCCCCAGGAACUGGGCUGCCAGGACUUCCUGGGCCGCAUGGGAUUCUCUGGACCUCCUGGUUUACAUGGACUAAGUGGACUUCCAGGCACCAAGGGUACCCAUGGCACUCCAGGAGCCAGUGUCACUGGUGUGCCUGGACCUGCUGGCUUGCCUGGUCCUAAAGGGAAAAAGGGAACACCAAGAAUUGUCAUCGGAGAUCCAGGGAAACCAGGUUCAAGGGGGCAAAAAGAUGACCGAGGUUUCCGAGGCCUUCAAGGCCCUGCCGGUCCCCCCGGAGCCCCAGGCAUCUCCUUGCCCUCAGUCAUAGGACAGCCUGGUGACUCCGGGCGGCCAGGCCUAGAUGGAGAACGAGGCCGCCCAGGCAACCCUGGGCCUCCAGGUCCCCCCAGGCCAUCCUCGGAUCAAGGCGACCCUGGAGACCCUGGCUUCCCUGGAAUUGCAGGCCUUCAAGGGUCCAAGGGAAACCAAGGAUUUCCAGGUUUCUCUGGCCUCCCUGGAGAUCUAGAGCAGAAAGGCAUGAGAGGAGAGGCUGGCUUCAUGGGGACUCCAGGCAAGUUUGGGCCACCAGGAGACCCAGGAUUUCCUGGAAUGAAAGGGAAGGGAAGCCUGAUUGUGCCAUUUCCUCACCUGCCCCCAGGCUUUCCUGGCCCCCAGGGUACUCCUGGACAUACACCAGUUGCUGAAGCUGUCCAGGUUCAUCCUGGACCCUUGGGCCUGCCAGACAUCGAUGGCAUCCCUGGUCUCACAGGGGAGCCUGGGAUUCAAGGCCCUGUGUGUCUGCAAGGCUCCAAAGGUCUACCUGGCAUCCCUGGAAAGGAUGGCCCCAGUGGGCUUCCAGGCCCACCUGGUACCCUUGGUGAUCCUGGUCUCCCCAAACUACAAGGCCCACCAGGAUUUGAAGGAGCUCCAGGGCAGCAGGGCCCCUUUAGGAGGCCUGGAGUGCCUGGGCACAGUGUGAGAGUGGGCUACACACUGGUGAAGCACAGUCAGUCAGAACAGGUGCCCCUGUGCCCCAUCGGGAUGAGCCGGCUGUGGGUGGGUUACAGCUUGCUGUUCAUGGAGGGACAGGAGAAAGCCCAUAACCAGGACCUGGGAUUUGCUGUCUCCUGCCUACCCCGCUUCAGCACCAUGCCCUUCAUCUAUUGCAAUAUCAAUGAAGUCUGCCACUAUGCCAGACGCAAUGAUAAAUCCUACUGGCUCUCCACUACUGCCCCCAUUGCCAUGAUGCCUGUGGGCCAGACCCAGAUUCCCCACUACAUCAGCCGCUGCUCUGUAUGUGAAGCACCCUCACAAGCCAUUGCUGUGCACAGCCAGGACGUCACCACUCCCCUGUGCCCUCUGGGCUGGCGCAGCCUCUGGAUUGGGUACUCCUUCCUCAUGGUGAGGCCCUGCAGCACUCCUCCCUCAGUGGCAAAACUGAAUCAGGGGGUAGGAGAGAAGAGCUAG
Molecule: messenger RNA, 1770 nt
Organism: Nannospalax galili (Upper Galilee mountains blind mole rat)
Lineage: Eukaryota; Metazoa; Chordata; Mammalia; Rodentia; Spalacidae
Product: collagen alpha-6(IV) chain-like
Exons: 12
Cellular component (GO): collagen trimer; basement membrane
Molecular function (GO): extracellular matrix structural constituent
Source: RefSeq, a predicted model, not a curated record